CUUCAUGUCAAAAAAUCAGUAAUUGUCCCUAAAACAAAAAAAAUGUUCGAAAAUUCCGUUUAUUUGGGUCACUUUUGGAAUAAACCGAACGAUGCUUCGAAUAGUAGUUACUUCUUAGGUAGUGAUUUUUCUAGUAUCGAACAUACAGUACUGUCAAUUAUCUUGGACUUAUUUUUAACUUUAGUAGUUAUAUUUACAACUUCUGUAAUAGCAGAUGAGUUCUUAGUUCCAAUUUUGGAAGCCCUCGCUAAACUAUUCCGAAUGCCAGAUAAUUUAGCUGGAGUGACGCUUCUAGCUUGGGGUAAUGGGGCACCGGACAUUUUCACCUGCAAAGCCGGGUUUAUCCAAGGACCGGAGCAAGCUGGCUUAGCUGUCGGCGCUUUACUCGGAGCGGCGCUGUUCGAUUUUCUCCUUGUUGUCGGCAUCGUGACUUUGUCGGCUAGAGAACCCUUUCGAAACGCGUCACGACCUUUUCUACGGGACAUUAUUUUUUACAUUAUAGGCUCAACAACUGUCAUUUACUUGGUGGUGUAUGUAAAACAGCUGGAUUUUACAUUUUCAUGUAUAAUUUUAUCAGUUUAUAUUACCUAUAUUGGUGUUGUUGUGGUAGGUCGAAUCAUCAGGGCUCGAUUAAUUUUACAAAGUCAACAUUUCGAUUAUACUGCCAACAUCGGAAAUGGUAGCUUUGAGGAAAAUGAUAGUCUGGAAACUGAUGGUUUAUCAGCCGAAAAUAACCCAUUUUCAACGCUCGGAAGCAACUCGAUAUCGACAGAAAGUUCAUUGUCGGAAAACAUCGACAACGAGGACUACAUAACGAACAAUGAACAAAAUAAUGCUCAAUGUUCGCUAUUUUUUCUCGACAUGAAACAAGAAUUUACCCAAGCAUUCAACGAUAUCUUACCUUUCGAUUUGUUUGAUCAUGAAAACAGGUUCAUGUUUUUCUUUUCGAUUGUCAAAGCUAUUGUAGUUUGCCCUGUUAGAUUAUUUAUACACGCCCCUCAAUUGGACGAAAAUGAUGAAUAUGUUUGGCACAAAUUAACAAUAAGCGUUCAAACUUUUUUUGGAUGUGUGGUCUUAUCAUAUUUGAUACUUCAAAACAAGUUGAUUAAACACCAUUUUCCGGGAAAUUCUGAAUGUCCAUUAUUAGCUUACAUACUUUCCGGUAGCAUAAUUUUAUCGUUUCUUACCUAUUUAUCAACAAAACGAAAGAAAGCGCCUAAAUUUUAUGUUGUCUAUUUUUUACUAAAUUUUUCAAUAUGUUUUCUGAUAUCUUCACGAAUUGUUGACUUGUUAGUUGACAAACUUACUGAAAUUUCGACUGAUUUGAAAAUCACCCCCACAAUUAUGGGAAUGACACUUCUCGCGUGGGGGAACUGUUUGGGAGAUAUAGUUUCCAACGGAGCUAUGGCCCGCAACGGGAAACCGCGAAUCGGAGUUUCCGCCUGUUUUGCGGGACAGCUGACGAAUCUCCUACUCGGCGUUACUUUCGCUGGAUUUUACGCCGCGAUCUCAGUUGACAAUGUUUCAAUCACGUUCACUCCUAACCUUGUUGAUAUCAGUUUGUGGCUAGCAGUUGUCGUGGUUUGUUUCGUGCAUAUGUUUGCGGCCGUGUUUUUAGAUUUUACACAUUCUAAAUUCUGGUGUAUUUUAAUGAUUGUCUGCUAUUUUCUGGUCAUCAUACCAAUUGUUUUUGUCUCAAUUUUUGUUCCUGAAAAGACAAUUGAUGCUUAAAUAAUUUCACAUCUUGAAUCUUGAAUUAUUUUUCAUAGCAUUGCUGAGUUGUAAAUUUGGCUAUUAUU
Symsagittifera roscoffensis is the source of this 1799-nucleotide messenger RNA. RefSeq lists its product as uncharacterized. The record is from RefSeq and is a predicted model, not a curated record. Gene Ontology annotation, molecular function: monoatomic cation transmembrane transporter activity. The transcript has a single exon. Gene Ontology annotation, cellular component: membrane. Bases 43 to 1731 code for a protein of 562 amino acids. NCBI's taxonomy places the organism in Eukaryota, Metazoa, Xenacoelomorpha, Acoela, Convolutidae. Gene Ontology annotation, biological process: transmembrane transport; monoatomic cation transport.